This is a messenger RNA of Ictalurus punctatus (channel catfish), 1044 nucleotides long. It is a transcript of the gene fis1, whose product is annotated as fission, mitochondrial 1. Gene Ontology annotation, biological process: autophagy of mitochondrion; mitochondrial fragmentation involved in apoptotic process; mitochondrial fission. Gene Ontology annotation, molecular function: protein binding. The transcript has 6 exons. Gene Ontology annotation, cellular component: peroxisomal membrane; mitochondrial outer membrane. Lineage: Eukaryota; Metazoa; Chordata; Actinopteri; Siluriformes; Ictaluridae. Bases 172 to 633 code for a protein of 153 amino acids. The record is from RefSeq and is a predicted model, not a curated record.
UGCCUGCGUGUCAACAGGGUUUUCAAGGUGAAACUUUUCUUCGAGCAUCCUCUGGUUUGCUUGUUGUCCAGAAAAGCUGAAAAGACUUGUGCAGCCCAGCCAGAAGACACUAAAUUGUCGUGGAAAUUAGACAACACUCACAGACUCGUCCUCUGAAGAAUUUCCGGCAACAUGGAAGCAGUGGUGGCAGACGUCGUAGCUCCUGAAGAUUUAAAGAGGUUUGAGAAAAAAUACAACUUGGAACUGGCGAAGGGGGCUGUGUCCAAAGACACCAAGUUUGAGUAUGCUUGGUGUUUAAUCAGAAGUAAAUAUACGAACGACAUAAAGACAGGCAUUCAGCUAUUGGAGGAGCUGGUACAGAAGACCACAAAGGAUGACCAGAGAGACUUUCUGUUUUAUCUGGCUGUUGCAAACUACAGACUUAAAGACUAUGAGAAAGCUUUAAAGUAUGUUCGCAUUCUGCUUAAGAAUGAACCUGGAAAUAACCAGGCCCUUGAGUUGGAAAAGCUCAUCAAACAGGCACUAAGGAAAGAUGGCCUGGUUGGCAUGGCUAUUGUUGGAGGCAUCGGCUUGGGUGUGGCAGGAUUAGCAGGACUAGUUGGAUUGGCUGUGGCCAAAUCUGGAAAAUCCUAACAAGGAAGUGGAGUUUUAUAGCUUCAAUGGAACAAGAUUGGUUAAUUAAACAUUUGAGAGUGGUUUAUCAUUAUUAAACACCAGGAAGUGGACUGACUAAUAUAUCUUAUGUUUUCUUUUCCGUUUUUUUUUUUUUUUCUUUUCUUUUCUUUUUUACUUGCACAAAAUAAUCACAGCAUCACUUUUACAAAGCAGCCUCAUAUAGUAUCUUUUUGUGUGUGUAUAUUAAACUCUUUAGGUGAAAUAUCUACGUAAGUAUUUCCUUUCACAUAUGUUUAAAAAACAAAGGUAUAACACCAGUAUAACUUGUUAGCAGGUUCUAAUCAUAACUCGAGUUAUUACGAUGUAACACCAUAACUUCAUAUUUAUAAAUUUGGCAUAUGCUAUGUGCAAUACAGUAAUAUGUUUCCA